Molecule: messenger RNA, 1086 nt
Organism: Clonostachys byssicola
Lineage: Eukaryota; Fungi; Ascomycota; Sordariomycetes; Hypocreales; Bionectriaceae
Source: the annotation of a GenBank genome assembly
AUGGACGCCAAACACCGUGUGGGACAGAAGGAAGUGAGCAUGUCUGCCGACCUAUCCAGUGAGCGUGCCAAUUUAGAUGAGGAUGCGAUCCGCCGACGUGAGCGUGGACGACAAGCGCAGGCUGCCUUCAGGAAGCGGCAGGCUCACGCAAGCCAGAAACUGAAAGACCACAACCGCGAUCUCAAAGACAAGAUUGAGAAGGUCGUCAAUGCCACCCACGGAGAUGAGCGUCCUGAGCUGCUUGAUGCCAUCGCCUCCCUCGCUCACAGUGUGGAUGUCGACAUCACCAGGCUCACCCAUAUGAAAAGAGGCUAUCAAAGCAGCCAAGAAAUUAUCAUCAAUCCUAAGACCAGGGAUUUCAUGUAUGAAUCCGGCGAUCCGGGGAGAUAUGACGUCCCACCUUCAACCUUCCCACAGAGGCGGGUCGAUUACGGCGUGUGGCUCGAUCCACUACAUUACACCAAGGUCUCGUUACCACCCGAGGACAUCGUUCCGUAUCUCGGGCCCGGAGCAAACACGUUCGCAGGCCGUCUUUUCUGGUUCAUCAUGGAACACGGCCACAGUAAAUGCGACUACCCACAUCCGGAUCAGGCCAUGAUGAGGAAGAGGGUCCUCGGCCACGCAAAAGCCAUGGACGGAAUACGCCCGCCCUUCAUCAAGGCUAUGGUGGAAGCGAGGAUACAGUACAAGCAAACGGGCGAGAUAUGUCAUGAGAAUGCUGCAGCGGGAGAAUCUGACUUGGCGACAGCAGUUUGUGGUCAGGUCUUGGAGGAAUACCAGGCGACAGGGAGGGACCCGACUCUUUGGCUAUCAUGCCUAUCAACAGAAACGCACGUAAGAAGCAUGGUCGGCGACGGCAUCUUUGAUAGCACUGAUGGUCUCUCGGGCUCUGAGACGGGUCCCUUUCAUCACAGUCUACUAGAAGGCAUCCAAUGCAGGCUCUAUGACACGUUUGUGUGCUUCGGAGAUGGGCCUAGGUGGACAACGGAUAUCGUCAACGAGGCGCUUCAUGAAUGGAUAAGUAGAGAAUCUAGUACAGCUAACGCGGAUCCUAUCAGCGACACACUAGAUAUCUACAAUUCUUAG